Messenger RNA from Exophiala spinifera, 1722 nucleotides. RefSeq lists its product as uncharacterized. The record is from RefSeq and is a predicted model, not a curated record. Bases 1 to 1722 code for a protein of 573 amino acids. Gene Ontology annotation, molecular function: sulfate transmembrane transporter activity. NCBI's taxonomy places the organism in Eukaryota, Fungi, Ascomycota, Eurotiomycetes, Chaetothyriales, Herpotrichiellaceae. Gene Ontology annotation, biological process: transmembrane transport. Gene Ontology annotation, cellular component: membrane. The transcript is spliced from 4 exons.
AUGUCUAGCAAAGAAGGUCUCGUUGAAGCGACGCCCGCCGGAGUCUCGACGCCCCGCAGGCGACAAAAGUGGUAUCAUCUCUUUGGCGAAGAUGUUGUCUAUGUAUCAGUCGACGACGGCUAUGCGCUAAGCUCAGAAGCCUCUUCCUUGGACGAGAACACUGUGGACAACCAAAGGAAUGUCUUUUCUGCUCCCGAAGCCACUGAUAUCUACAAGUUUGUAGAUGGCUUCGAGGGCACCCACCGCUUCGACCUUUCCGCGACAUGGGAUGCCCAGGAGGAGAAGAAGCUGGUGAAACGGAUUGACUGGCUCAUUGCUCUCCCUGCAUGUAUCAUGUUCUUUGCUCUCCAGCUUGACCGUGGCAACAUCGUUCAGGCUAAUUCGGACAACAUGCUCAAGGACCUUGGGCUCAACACAAACGACUAUAAUAACGGCAUGACCAUAUUCUACUGUUCGUUUUUGUUCGCAGAACUCCCAUCACAAGUUAUUGGGAAAAAGCUUGGGCCUGAUGUCUGGAUCCCUAUUCAGAUGGUACUCUGGAGCGCCGUGGCAAUGUCGCAAGCCGCAAUGCAUGGGAGGACCAGCUUUUUCAUUUGUCGCUGGCUGCUCGGAAUGCUCGAAGGAGGUUUCAUUCCUGACACGAUUCUCUAUCUUUCGUAUUUCUAUAAGAACUCUGAGCUUCCCAGACGCCUCAGUUGGUUCUGGACGUCAUACCAAGGCACGCAGAUCGUUGGUGCCUUUUUGGCAUAUGGUAUUCUUCACCUCAGAGGCCACAGUGGGCUGCAUGAAGGCUGGAGAUAUCUAUUCUUGAUUGAAGGCUCCUUUACUGCACUGAUCGGCAUAUUGACUUUCCUCUACUUGCCACCAUCUCCUACGCAGACGGCUCGCAAGGGCUGGAAAGGUCUUUUGCGACCCAAGGCCGGGUGGUUCUCCGAACGCGAAGAGACAAUCAUGGUUACGCGAGUUCUCCGUGAUGAUCCGGGCAAGGCCACCAUGCACAAUCGUCAGGGCUUGACGGGGAGCCUGAUGUGGGAAGCUCUAACAGACUACGAUAUGUGGCCAAUUUACCUCAUCGGCAUGUCCUGGGGCAUUCCGAACGGCCCUCCACAAGCAUACAUUACGCUCACUUGCAAGGCUCUCGGCUUCACCACCUUCCAGACCAAUCUUCUCACCAUCCCGGCAUACACUCUAUUUAUCCUACAGCUGCUAUUCUGGACCUGGGUAUCAGAGAAAAUCAACCAGCGCGUUCUUCUCGGCGUCAUCGCCCAACUGUGGUGCUUGCCGCUUCUCGUCGCCCUGGUCACUUUACCGCCAGUAUUCGCGGGAUGGAAGUGGUCAAAAUGGGCCCUAUCUACGCUCCUGGUCGGCGCUCCCUACAUCCACGCAAUUCUCGUAGCCUUGACAUCCCGCAAUGCUGGCUCUGUCCGCACUCGUACUGUCGGCUCCUCGAUAUACAACAUGUGCGUCCAGCUUGCGAGCAUCUUAUCCUCUCAGAUCUACCGCAAAAAUGACGCACCAUACUAUUACACCGGCAACAAAGCCCUCCUUGGGGUUUUGGGCUGGAAUAUCUUGGUUUUCAUCGCUAUCAAGUUCUACUAUGUCACGAAGAACAAGAAGAGAGACAAGAUUUGGGAUAGCAUGACCCGAGAAGAGAGGGUUCACUAUCUAAAGACGACCACGGACAAGGGAAACAAGAGACUUGACUUCAGGUUUGGUUCAUGA